Molecule: messenger RNA, 1979 nt
Organism: Panicum virgatum (switchgrass)
Lineage: Eukaryota; Viridiplantae; Streptophyta; Magnoliopsida; Poales; Poaceae
Product: putative pentatricopeptide repeat-containing protein At1g17630
Exons: 1
Coding region: 19-1947 (642 amino acids)
Biological process (GO): RNA modification
Molecular function (GO): RNA binding; protein binding
Source: RefSeq, a predicted model, not a curated record
GGAGAGCCCCGCUCGCGGAUGCACCGUCUCCUUCGGGCCAUCGCCUCUCCUUCCCUCGGUCACCGCCAGCGCCGCCGUCUCCACUCCGCCUUCGCCGCCGAUCAGCCAAUCCGCCACCACCCGCCGAUUGACAGCGCCGUCCCAUGGAACAAGCUCCUCCGCGACCACCUCGCUCGAUCCCGCCCGGACCUCGCCCUCGCGCUCUACCGCCUCAUGCGCGCGCUGUCCCCCGCGCUCCCCAACUCCUACACUCUCCCCCUCGCACUCCGCGCCACGCCGUCCACGCGCAUCGCCUCCGCCGUCCACGCCCACGCGCUCCACCUCGGCCUUCACGCCCACCCGGACGUCGCCGGCCAGAUCCUAGCCGCCUACGCCAGGCUCGGCCGCGCGGCUGACGCCCGCCACGUGUUCGACGCAUUGCCGGUCAGAAGGACCACCCUCUCCUGGAACACGCUCAUCUCCGCGUACUCCAUCGGAUGCGACCCCGACGCGGCGAGAACCGCGUUCGCGCGCAUGGUGGCGGGCGGGGCGUGGCCGGACGCCGUGACAUGGACCACGCUGCUCUCCGCGCACGCGAGGUGUGGGAGGCACCCGGAGGUUCUUGAACUGUUCAGGGAUAUGCAUGACAGCGGGUGCGAAGGCAAUGCUGAGGCGGUCGCUGUGGCGCUUUCGGCGUGUCCGUACGCCGGCGGCACAGCAUUGGCGAAAGGGAGGUCCAUACAUGCCCAUGGCUUUGUGAAGGGCGUCGUCCAUGGCUACCUGUUCGUCACCAACUCAUUGGUGUGCAUGUAUGGAAAGCUUGGAGAGAUGGAGGAGGCCGAGAAGGUGUUCCAGGAAGCCAGAGAGAAGAAUGCAGUGACAUGGAAUGCUCUCAUCACCAGCUAUGCGGCCGCUGGGAUGUGUAACAAGGCACUUGAUGUGCUUGCUCGGAUGGAACAACGCGGCGGCACUGUUGUGCCCAAUGUCGUGAGCUGGAGUGCUGUCAUCGGUGGGUUUACGUCUUCAGGGAACGUGGAGCAAGCACUGGAGCUGUUCCGGCAAAUGCAACAACGGCAGCUUCCGCCAAAUGCGGUGACAUUAGCAACUGUUCUUUCUUCUUGUGCUGAGCUACUGGCAUUGCGGUUGGGCCAGGAGGUCCAUGGUCACACAAUCAAAACAGUCCUGGACCGGCACUCUUUGGUGCAGAAUGGGCUCAUCAACAUGUAUGGAAAGUGUGGGAGGGUGACUGCUGCACGCAAGGUGUUCAAUCAGAUGAAGAACAGUGACUUGAUUUCAUGGAACUCGAUUAUUGGGAGUUAUGGCAUGCAUGGUUUGUGCGAUGAAGCCCUUGCAAUGUUCGAAGACAUGGCCAGAGCUAUGGUUGAGCCUGACGGUGUCACUUUCGUUGCUGUUCUCUCUGCGUGUAGCCACACAGGGCGUGUGGCAGAGGGCCGUCGUUUGUUCAAUCAGAUGGUAAGGGAGCACAAAAUUUCCCCAUCCAGGGAGCACUUCACCUGCAUGGUUGACCUCCUGGGGCGUGCCGGCUUGCUGAAAGAUGCGUCUGAGCUCAUUGAGGCGAUGCCGAUGAGACCUGACCUGUGCGUGUGGGGAGCGUUGCUCAACUCUUGCAGGACGCAUGGGAAUGCAGGCAUGGCUGAAGCCACCAUUGCUAAGGUUUUGCAAGCUGAAACAGAGACCACGGGGAAUCACAUGCUGAUCACCAACUUGUACGCCACUUGCGGGAUGUGGGACGACUCAAAGAGGGUGAGGGUGAUGACGAAGGAGGCAGGCUUGAGGAAGAAUCCAGGGCAGAGCUGGAUUGAAGUGAAGAACAAGGUGUUUGCCUUCACAGCCGGGAACACACCUCUGCCUGAAGCUGCGGAGAUCUUCAGGGUGCUCGACGAUCUAUAUGGAGAAAUGGAAGACGAGAAACAUCGGGUGUGUGAUGCCAUUGCAACCAUCGUAUAGAACAAUUAGCCAUAACAAGAUUACUAGAGAUC